Fundulus heteroclitus (mummichog) is the source of this 7560-nucleotide messenger RNA. RefSeq lists its product as uncharacterized. The record is from RefSeq and is a predicted model, not a curated record. Gene Ontology annotation, molecular function: protein binding. NCBI's taxonomy places the organism in Eukaryota, Metazoa, Chordata, Actinopteri, Cyprinodontiformes, Fundulidae. The coding region runs from base 567 to 6965 and encodes 2132 amino acids. The transcript has 10 exons.
CAGAGUGCACACAUUUGCAUCGGGUGGACGUAAAGCAUCCUCGCUACUAGGCUCCGGGUUGAUUCUUCUCCACGACUCCCACCGAGUCGGCGGCAGGACUUCCGAGGCGCGACGCCCGGCGCUUUGCAAAGCCGCACCUGGGAGGGGAGGUGAACGCCGAGGUUAGGCGAAGCAACGCGUGAACUUGACACCCUGCAGUCAGGUGGUGGAAAUUAACAGUUAUGCGCUCUCGGACAACCAGCCGCUGUUACUCCGGGCUAAAGCUUCCCCAGUAACCGUCCUCCCCCCCCCCCCCCACCGCUGCUGCCGCUGACAUCAUUCCGUGCGAUGACGACACCGAGAAGCCUGCGUAACUCUCUGCUGCCCGCCGGACCUUAAUGUGCUUUGAAAAACAUUUGCCAUGGAUGGCGAGCGGAGCAAUUGCAGGCCUCAAGUGACAGACAAUAGCCCGCUAACCUACCUAGCUAGCUAGCUAGCUAGCAGGCGGCUGCUAAGCUCGCUGUCGGGGCUGGUGCGCGUGAGAGAAGCCGCACUAAUAACGUCAAGCCUCCCCAGGUGGCUGUGCCAUGGAUCAGAAGGACGCGUCAGACCAAAUCACAGCGGCUUGCGGCAAGCGGGUGCUCCGCAGCCCGGAUCUGGCGUCGACGGAGCAGAACUCGCCGACACGGGAGCCCGCGGCUCGCACGCCGUCAGAAACCAAACGGAUCAGCGGCGUCUCCGGAGAGCCGGUCCGAGCCGAGGGAAGACACAGCAACGGCACCUGGGAGCCCGAGGCCGUGGUGCCGUUACGCAGCCCUGGCAGAGACGGCCCGUCUACGCCCAGCGGUAGCGUGGAGGAUGACAUGAGCUACGAGGUCCAGCAAGCCUACAAGAUAUUCACCGGCUUUCUGUCGGACAAGCACAAGGGGAUCACCGGCACGUUUCUGCAGCCCAUCGGCCACCGCGACGCGCAGCACGGCACGGAGGGGGCCCGGGGCCAGGUUCAUUCUCUGCUCCGGCAGUCGAUGUGCCUGCGUCGCAUCGAGGAGAAGUUUGUCAGCCAGCAAUACGAGAGCAUAACCGAGUUUGUGGCAGACUUCAGGCUGAUGUUGGAGAACUGUUACCGGUACUAUGGGGUGGACCACUGGGUCUCCAAGCAGGGUCAAAAGCUGGAAAUCAUGCUGGAGCAGAAGCUUACGUUGCUGUCAAGGGUGCUGCGAGAGAAGACGUCCCUGGCAGUGACCUCUAAAGGCCGUUUCGGGGCAGAGGAGGAGCGGGGCUCCGGGGGGACCUCCACUCGGAGGAGGCAGGCAUCCCGCUAUCUCGCCACCGUUAGCGGCGCGGGCCACGAGUCUGUCAUGGUACGGACGCUACGUCAGGAAGAACAGCAGAGGGUCAAGGAGGAGAAGAGGCAACGCGAGCUCGAGAAGAAAGAAGCCGAAGAGAUGUCAGCCAAGGAGGUGGAGGAGUGGGAGCAGAACCUGCUGUCCCAGGCUGCCCCCCACACGGUGGGCACGCUGUGGGAGCUCCCUGCCAUCGGGCACUUCCUCUGCCUCGCCCAGACGGCCCUCAACCUCCCCGAGAUCGUGUUCUUCGAGCUGGAGCGGUGCCUGCUGAUGCCGCGCUGCAGCCCGCUCCUCUCCAAGGUCAUGUCCACCCUGCUGUCGCCGCCGCAGAGGAGGGCCACCCUGCAGCGGCGGCCGGCGCUGCCGUACCGCCGCUGGGAGUCGGAGCUGAGGCAGCGCGUCGCCGGCUGGUACCGGGCCGUCGGCGCCUCCCACAAUCAGCCGCGGCACGCCGAGCAGCUGGGCCUCUGCCACCAGUUCUUCGGCGUCCUGGGAGAGGCCAGUCCGCUGGAGGAGACGCCCUUCCACCUGCUGCCCUUCCACCAGCGGGUGUGGCUCCUCAAGGGGCUGUGCGACCACGUGUACGAGACGCAGAAGGACGUGCAGGACGCCGUGCUGGCCCAGCCCAUCCACGAAUGCAGGGAGUCCAUCCUGGGCUACGACAGCAAGGAGAACGCCUACAUACAUUUCCCACAUUUCUGCGGCGCCGACCUGAGGAUCUACCGCCAGAGCCCCGGCGCCCCGCCCGCGUUUCCUUUCCCGUCGCUGCUGGUGAGGAGAGUGGACGUGAAACCGGCGACAGACGGGGAGGCGUCGGCCGAAGCCAAGAGCGAGGCGGACCCAGACGACGGCCGCGACGGCGCCCGGAUGGAUACGGGGGAGGAUUUUGGGAGCACAUCCGUGGGGGCGCGCGUUUUUAAAAAGGAGAACGGGGAUAGGGAGGAAGGUAAAGGAGUUCAAUCACUGUCGGCGAUGGAUGUUUCUCAGUCUGAAUCCUCCGACGGCGACUCCUGUGAAGACUCUAAAUCAGACGUAAAAAAACAGACAAACUCGUCAUCCGGGAGUUUGAAGGCGGAGGCUUCAGGUGUGGCACGGUCGUCUAAGCAGGAGCGGGUCUUCUCCUUUGAUUCAGAGCGCGCCAUCAAGGCAGAAGCGGCGGGUCUGAACGUAGCAGAGCACAGCUACACGGGCCGGUCCGCCCCGUCCGCCGUCACACCGGAGGAGGCGAGUCGCGCCUGCGGGCCUCAAACGCCUCCCCGUUCGGAUCGCCUCAAAGCCGACAUCCGUGACGCCAAGUCGGCUCGCUUGUCCCCCGAGGCCGGCCGACAGCCGAGCGAGGAGAGGGCGGACGACAAGAUCUGGACUAAGAGAAAGAAGCGGAAGAAAAAGCGAGCGAGGGAUCAGCCGCCGGGGGAGGAGAGAGAGGAGAAGCGGCCGCAGCCCGCGGACGGCUGGAGUCCGCCUCCUGCCGAGGCCGCCGGGGCCGUGGCUCCUAAAGUCGCCACAACAAUCAAGAGGAGGGAGAAGAAGAAGAAGGAUAAAACCGGAAAAAACCCAGAUUCCCUGAAAAAGAUUAAAGAAGAAUCGCCUCCCGCGGUUUCAUUCAAGUUGGUGUGCAGCAAUCUAGAUGAACUGCGAGAGCUGAUCAGUAAGACGGAGGACGAGCUCGACGAACUGGAGAGCAUGAAAAAGAGACUGGGCCGAUGGUACUACAAGAAAGAAGCCGUGAAAGAGCUCCACAGCACUCUCAUCAGACUCCUGAACGAACUUUUACCCUGGGAACCCAAACUUGUCAAGGCCUACCAAAGAAACAGGCUUCGCUUAAAGAAGGAAUGCGACGAUUUUAAGAAGCACCCAGAGUACAACAACUUUGUGCGUGAGGAGUGUCUGUCUUCCUCGUCGUCCUCCUCCUCCUCAUCAUCAGAUGACGACGAGGAUGAUUACGAGGAAACAGACAUGGAGAAAAUUCACCGUGCAGAUCUGGAAGAAGAGGACCAGGAGCACGUUGUUCCCAGAGGCCUUUGGAGUGGAGCGAGCAACAGAGAGUCUGCUGCAGACAAAGCGGUGACCGGCGCUCCUGCAGACGGCACGGAGAGAGGUUUCACUCUGUUGCCAGGAGCUCACGGCGUUUUCCACCCUGUUGCUUCUGCAGACUGGAGAAGAGAAGCGACGCCUGGACCCGUCCCGCAAAGUCCGUCAGGAGAUCCGUCGUGGGCAGCCGGAGUCCCGCCGCACUCCUCGGCGUCCCCCGUCCUGAACCCGACGUGUAAACUGCCCCCGGGCUACACGCCCAUCCCCACCCUGCUGGCUAAAAGCGUGGGCAACAAAGUGACCUUGAUGAGACGACCGACACAUUUCCCGGCUGCGUCCACUGCGGUUUCUCUGCCCAACUCCGCAGUGACUGAUCCAAAAGCACAAAGUUUCCCAUCUGGUGGCAACCAGGUGUCCCGACAGGCGACGGCCAAAGCACCACUACAGACAGACGCGCUUCCCAAAGCACCACAGGGCACGCCGUCCCAAACUGAGCCGCAAAGUCCCGUCCAGGUGGUGUGUAAGGUGUCUGGGGGGGUGGGUCACCUCGUCAAAACAGACGGCAGCAGCCAAGUCAGGAUCCCCGCUCACUCUGUUGUGGACAAGACUACUGUAGAAAAGGUUAUGCAGCAGGUAUUGUUUCUGCCUUCCACCCAUCUUAUUCAAAAACACGAGGCGAAGGCGGCCCCCGGAAGCCCCCAGCAUCCCAAUGUCCUUCAGGGCGCAGCCUCCAAGGCGGCCGCUCCUGUUUGUAUGUCGACCGACGUGCCUGGGUUCAGCAUUCCCGACGGCAGGAUCCCUGUUCAGCAAGUAGCCCCGCUCGCAGAAGCAAGGAGGCCGGGGAAUCCUGCUCCCGCCGGUCCCCCUACGCUGCAGCCGGGGGCCCCCAACCCCGUCAGACUCAAGGGGCCACAGGUUUGCACCGUCAAAGCCAGCACUGUGAAAGGCGGCCCGCCCGGCCCGUCCGCCGAGGCCGACAGGCUCACGGAGCCCAAGCAGGAGCUGAAGACCGUGUGCAUCCGCGACUCCCAGUCCAUCCUGGUGACGACCAGGGGGGGCAACACGGGCAUCGUCAAAGUCCAGACGUCUUCAGAGCAGAACUCGCUGGGCUCUUUCCCUACAAGUCCUGUCAUCACGAUAUCGCCUCAGUUAAAAGCCUUCCUGGUAUCCAAGACGUCGCCUCCCACCGCUUCUGUUGCCGCUCAGACAUCCCUAGCGUUGCCCGCCCCCGGCCCUGCACCCUCAGUCACGAGUAGCAGUCAGACAAGAGGGCUCGCAGGCAAGACGGGCGCCGCCGCUGCUUUGAGCCGAUUCUCCGGCGUUUCCACUGCCGUAACCAAGAUUUCCCCGCCGGUCAACUCACCCGCUUGCAGUUCUCCUUUCCCGCCUUCAGCGUCGAAGAACCCGGCGGUCGCCCCUUCCCCGAGCAGUUCCGGUGUUUCAAACGAACCCGCCGGCAGGACUGGAGUAAAACGGAGCAGUACAGAGGAGAUGUCCCAGUUCACUAAAUACAUCCUAGUCACUUCAUCUUCAAACCAUCCCGCGUCAAAGGAGACGCCCUCCUCUGGUUCAGGAGUCGUCGCCGUCGGCCAGCCGGCAGCGACGGCGGCCGGCGCCUUCAUGGGAGCCAGUCCGAAGCAGAUGACGGGGGCUGGAGGUGGACAAGCGCUGGUCGCGCCGUUAUCAGGUCCGGCUGUGAAAAUGGGGACAAGUGCAGCCAAACCUGUCGCCUGUGUGAGCUCAGAGCCGUUGGCCAGCGGCUGUCCCCUCCAAGCAGGUGUUGCACUCCCGUUGUUGGGAAAGUCACCAACAAUGGGGCAGACCGUCGUCGCUCCGUCUCACUCCCCCUCCAAGGCCUCGCCCCUGCCUCCGUCAGGCGCUCCCACAGACGCCGCCUCUGCCGGACCGGCCCCGCUAACAAACUUAUUUACCGUCACGAGUUGUUCCCCCCAGCUCGACGCUCGCACGUCUCUCCCGGCUCUUUCGCCGACCCAGGCCGCUCCUUCCACCUCCGUGAUCUCGCAGACGAGCCGCCCUGCCGCCCACACCGCCGCCACUCUGCUCGCAGAGAACGUAAACGGCAAAGAACGCCGUGUCCCUGCAGCUGCGCUGUCCAGCAGCUCUGCGGCUCAGGUAACCACGAGGACGGGGGCGUGCACAGCCCAAACGCGCGCAGCCUUUCUUGACCAGAAGCCUUUGCACGGCAAAAGCGCCACGGGCGAGUCUGGCGCGGCCACCUGUAAUACAACCUCUGCACCCACCGCCCACUCGGCGACCUCGACCUGCGCGACCGGCCCGGUUACACAAAGGAUAAUCAUCAACACUUCCACGCACCUUACAGCUGGAACCCAAAUCGUCCUUAAUAACGCAUGUUUUGUAGUCCCGCCCCAGGGUUUGGCUCCCGGCAGCCAUGUCCUCAUCAUCUCUAAUCCUGCUCCACAAGUGCCUGCCACCAGCGCUGAGGCAGUUUUACCCCCUAAAGGGACGAGCCCCGCCGCCACCAUAACUCCUCAGGCGCCUGGUUUAUCCCAGUCUGCAGCCAGGCUGCCCGGCAUGCCCGCCGUAAGCUCCCCGUUUGUAGCGUGCACGCCUGCGCUCGGUCAGCCGUUGCUGCCAAGCACUCCUCACGUCGCUCCGUUCAGACUUACAGGAGCGCCCGGCGCGGGCUCCGCACUCAUUCCCAGUAAGACCAACGUGGUGUCGGCUCUGCCCAGGCUCCCGCCCGCCCACGGAUGUAACUUUGUGCUCCCUUCGGUAUGUGCGUCCGCUCUGAUCUCCUCGCCGCCACGCUUAGGCAGCGUACCCGUCUUGCCUUCGCCGGUUAAAACUACAACUCCUUCCCUCGGUUCAGCACUUCCUACAGUCAGGGUCACCGGUGGUACAGGGACAAAAACUAUUUAUUCCUCCGCCGUAACGUCUGCAGUCUCCACCUCCUCGCCCAGGUUGCCAGAAGCUCUGUCCGCCCUGCCCGUCUUGCUCAGCUCAUCAGCCGGUGCCUUUCACAGCCCCGUCACGCCGGCUCCUGCAGCCGUCUCCGCCGCUUCCCCGAUAACAAACACAGCGGCUUUGCGUGGGGACUCAGUGCAGGCAGGACCAGGGAAGGUGCCGACCAGGACAACGGGGCCGUUUGUUCAUCCCGUGCUCUCUGGCGCCCGGACACAAGAGCUGCCGACGGUGGCCGUCCCGCCGAUCUUGAGUCCAGCGGCCAGGAGCCAAGCACUGCCCGUCGCCACCGUUCCGCCGAUCGGGAGCACCACCAUCAGCACCUUCGAAGCGGCUCCACCAGCUAGCACCGCGCUAAUUACUCCGCCUGUCGCGUCGCCGGUGACUAAAAGCACCGUCAGUCCGCCUGUUUUAUCGACCAACCAAGCACUUAGAGCAAACCCUGUGCAGACGUCGGCCUCUGGUCUGAAUGCCAAUUCCCCAUCCAAGCUGCUCAUCAGCACCGACGGCGCCGUGCUGAGCGCUGUCCGGUGCCAGGUGGACCAACCAGGGACGACCGCGUGCCCCAAACCCCGGGACGCUCUGGUGGUUCCUCCCAACGGCUCCAGCGGUUUACUACAAACACGCGAUUCCACUUCACAGCCUCGUCACGGCGACGCGAAUUAAAGCAGCGAAGAAAAAAAAAAAGACUCGUUGCCUGUACUAACGGCCGCUCCGGGCCGUACUUUGGAUCCACAUUUAGCACCAAGUAGAUUUUGCAGCCUGAUUUUUCUAUGAUAUUUCAUACGAAGCCUGCUGAAAACACACUAAGACUUUGGGCUGCGUCGGGUUUCUGGAGUUCAAACUGAGACAUGAAUGUUGCAGCGCUGUACCUCUUGGCCAGUUUUAACAAAUCAGUGAGGUGGGGGAAUAGUUGGGAUAAGUUCAGCUUUUUAGAUAACUGUUCAACUCGUACUGGUUUACUGUUGUUGCUUUAUCUCAUACUAAGUACAACUGCCUACAUUCUUUUAUGUCUGUCAUGUCCUGUUUUUUUUUUUUUCUCCCCCAAAUAGUAAAUUUAAAAACAACACUUUUUUGUAGAAAUAUAAACUAAUAGAUGGAAUUUUUACAACGCGUUUUUUGUCCGUUUAACUGUUUUGGAAUCACAUUUAUUUAUUUUUACCAUAUAGAUGAAAAAAAAAAAAGGUAUUUACUAGGUACAUUUUCAUUGAACAGCUAUGGACAUUACUGCAUGGAAAUAAACGAUGCAUCUGUCCCAAAA